GAUGUUUUAUUGGGUUCCCUCAAGUACAUGCCCAAGCUGCAAAACUUGCUGAUCCGCCAGGGAGUCUACUUCAACAACUCCUUCGUGCCGACCCCAAUGUGCUGCCCUUCCAGAAGCACAUUCCUCACCGGCAUGUAUGUACACAACCACAAUGUGUACACCAACAACGCCAACUGCUCGUCCCUGGACUGGCAGCGUCAGCACGAGACUCGCAACUUUGCUGCCUACAUCAACAAGACAUACACCACAGGGUAUUUUGGCAAGUACCUCAAUGAGUAUGAUGGCAGCCACACACCACCGGGUUGGCAUCGGUGGGUUGGCUUGAUCAAGAACUCUCGGUUUUACAACUACAGCGUGGUGGAUGAGCGAGGGGUCAAGACCAAACAUGGGGACAACUAUUAUGCAGAUUACCUGACCGACCUGGUAGCCAAUGAUAGCCUGGCUUUUCUUCAGGACAGCAAGAGGCGCUUCCCAACAAA
Messenger RNA from Candidula unifasciata, 479 nucleotides. NCBI's taxonomy places the organism in Eukaryota, Metazoa, Mollusca, Gastropoda, Stylommatophora, Geomitridae. The record is from the annotation of a GenBank genome assembly.